GGCUUCUAACCACAUUGUCUUUCUACCCCCCUCAGCCACUUCCUUCACAACCAUCUCCCUGACAGCAGCCCCUCAAGACAUGGCCUCAAAGAGAGCAUUGGUGAUUCUGGCUAAAGGGGCAGAGGAGAUGGAAACUGUAAUCCCCACUGAUGUUAUGAGAAGAGCAGGGAUCAAGGUGACUGUUGCAGGCCUAACAGGAAAAGAACCAGUGCAGUGCAGUCGAGAUGUCUUCAUUUGCCCUGAUGCCAGUCUUGAAGAUGCCAGAAAAGAGGGGCCUUAUGAUGUUGUGGUCCUGCCUGGAGGGAACCUUGGAGCUCAAAACUUGUCUGAGGUAAAGUUCUGGCAUUCUGAAAAUGUAUGGGCAUUCUCAUGACCAGUGGGGUGGUCA
Cyanistes caeruleus (blue tit) is the source of this 388-nucleotide messenger RNA. NCBI's taxonomy places the organism in Eukaryota, Metazoa, Chordata, Aves, Passeriformes, Paridae. The record is from RefSeq and is a predicted model, not a curated record.